Molecule: messenger RNA, 2653 nt
Organism: Amblyraja radiata (thorny skate)
Lineage: Eukaryota; Metazoa; Chordata; Chondrichthyes; Rajiformes; Rajidae
Product: retinol dehydrogenase 10
Exons: 5
Coding region: 309-1259 (316 amino acids)
Cellular component (GO): lipid droplet
Molecular function (GO): oxidoreductase activity, acting on the CH-OH group of donors, NAD or NADP as acceptor
Source: RefSeq, a predicted model, not a curated record
ACCAUUUUGUGUCUGUCUGCGGUGUGAACCCGCGUCUGCAGUUCCUUCCCACACGGGAGUGGGCGCCUUGUAUGUUGUUGGCGGGGUCCUGGGCGCCGGCCAUGCAGGCUCCAUAUUUAAAGGGUGAGGCGGAGCUGAUAAUGUUCAGAGUGGCAGCGGUCGGGGGGAGGGAGGAGGGAGGAGGGUGUGUGUGUAGCGCUCUCGGCCCACAGCUCUGACAGGCAGCCGGCUCCCGCAUCACCUCCCACUCUCACUCUCACGGCCGCUACUCCCGGGGCAAGAGCCCGCUUUCCCUCCGGACGCCAGCCAUGAAUAUCGUAGCCGAGUUUUUCCUUGUCACCCUCAAAGUGCUGUGGGCUUUCGUGCUGGCCGCGGCGCGAUGGGUGAUCAAGCCCAAGGAGAAGAGCGUUUGCGAUCAGGUGUGCUUGAUCACGGGGGCGGGCGGCGGGCUCGGCAGGCUCUUCGCCCUGGAGUUCGCCCGGAGGAAAGCCAUCCUGGUGCUGUGGGACAUCAACCAGGAAAGCAACGAGGAGACGGCCGACAAGGUCCGGCAGCUGGGCGUCCGGGUCCACACUUACACUUGCGACGUGAGCAAAAGGAGCAGCGUGUACAGGACGGCCGAGCUGGUGCGGAGAGAGAUCGGCGACGUGACGGUGCUGGUCAAUAACGCAGGUGUAGUGUCCGGGCACCAUCUUCUCGAAUGUCCCGAUGAACUUAUCGAGAGGACCAUGAUGGUCAACUGCCACGCACACUUUUGGACCACCAAGGCAUUUCUUCCAAAGAUGCUGGAAAUGAACCAUGGCCAUAUUGUAACAGUGGCAAGUUCCCUUGGGCUAUUCAGCACUGCUGGUGUUGAGGAUUACUGUGCAAGCAAAUUUGGAGCAAUAGGAUUUCACGAAUCCUUAAGCCACGAGUUGAAGGCAACUGACAAAGAUGGGAUCAAGAUGACACUAGUCUGCCCCUAUUUGGUGGAUACAGGCAUGUUCCGUGGCUGCAGAAUAAGGAAAGAAUUUGAGCCCUUCCUUCCGCCUUUGAAACCAGAGUACUGUGUGAAAGAAGCGAUGAGAGCCAUACUCACAGACCAGCCGAUGAUUUGUACACCUCGAAUAAUGUAUACUGUAACAUUCAUGAAGAGCAUUAUGCCGUGGGAAGCUGUCGUGUGCAUGUACCGUUUCUUGGGUGCAGAUAAGUGCAUGUAUCCAUUUAUUGCGGAGAGAAAACAGGCUUUGAACAACAACGAGGCCAAAAAUGAAAUCUAAAGCAAAACUGAUCACUGCAUCCAUUUGGACACCUUGCAAGUGAAUGCAAUGUUUAGCUCGUCAACAUCUCCAUACAAUUCAGAAUGACAAGCAUUUGCAGUGAUUGGUUGUUUGAACUUUGCAAAAUGGCUGUGAAACUUCAGUUUUCUAUGAUCACUGUGGAUAAAAUGGUUGCUGUACCAUGUAUUAAGUCACAAGAUAAAUGUAUUAUGCAUUAUGCCAAUCUUUUUAAUGUUUCUAGUGAUUAGACAUACAUGUUAAUGUCAACUGAGCAAAGCAAGAUUUUGAUAAGUUUAACAUUUUACUUUUUAUUCAUCAAUGCCAUUGUGUUUUGGUGUUAGAGCUGUAUUAUACAUUGUGUUGAACUAGCGAUUUGGGUAAAUGCAGUACUUUAGAAUAUUCCAGAUAUAUCUUUUUAAAUAGUAAAUGCACUGUAAUUAUUGAUAACUUCUCUUGGUCCACCUGAAGUACUCCUGUUACUCCAUGACUAUAUCAAUUAUAGCGUUGUCACUUAAAGCACUGCAAAUUUCUCCAAAUUUGAUAUUUGCAGAGCAAAUGUGCUCUUGUUCAAUACGCUAAACACUUUUUUAGGAAAAUCUUAUUGGUGUGCCUUUUUUAAUCCGUUUUAAUUAUUGUCCUAUUUUCAGUGGAUUAGUGGUCCAUUUUUUUUUUUUUAAAAGCCUGAAAUUUCUACCUCCUUUGUAUAUCUAUUUGUAGAAAACCUAAAUUUAACAUCAGAAAUUAUAAUGUCUUUGUGCAUCUUGUGUCACUACUUUUAUAUGAAGACCAAUGUCUGUAGCAUUUUGGUAAUGUAGCUAAUUGUAAAAGUUUUUAAUUAAAAUGUGAUUGUUAGAUGCAUAAAAUGUUGACAUUUUGUGGUGCUUGAUAACUGAAAUAUUAAGAGUCUCAUGUUUAAUGCUCGCAAUCAUGUGCAUUGGUUGGGUGAUGUGCAGAUUCAUUAUUUUGGACAUUUACCAUUUUUAAUGAAAUCUGUUUGUUUUGAAGAGAACUCGGGUACCCAAAUAUAUUGUAAGACCGUCCACGAAAGAAGAGUAUUCUUUAUUAAUCAAAUCUUGGAUCAAUUUUCUUAUCUUUAGUAUUAUUUUACAUUGCAGAUUUUCUGUAAGAUUACCAAAUGUCUCCCCUCAUUCUUUGAUCCAGCCUAUGGGAUAUUUUCACAUGUUGUUUACAUGUGAUGGUAAAACCUAGUGUAGACUACACUUCUUGCUAUUUGUUUCCUUGUUGUAACCAUUAUAGAGAGAAAUACUCUGUCACCUGUGACUCUGCCAAGACAGCAUGACCUUCCUUUAGUGAAUUUGUUGCUUAUUGUACUUUGAUGGAAUAUCUUUAGUUGGAAAUUUGGUUACAAUAAAAUACAUUGCCAAGAAAAGAAA